GAAAGGGAACAAUAACGAUCACGUUGACCGAAUAUAACCGGGCUCGUAGCCGGUGAAUGACGGCGAAGCACAGCACGGUGCAAGGACAGUCGUAGGUGGACCGGAGCUGCUGGGUGUGGCCUCGUAGAGGGAAAGGAGGAGGAGGAGUGCUAGUCAGUCGCCAUCUUGCCGAGCCUGCUGAUUGGUCAGUUCAGGCGUGGGGGAAUUCCCCGGGCAGAUUUCACAUACUCUUCCCUGCGCUCGGAUCAAGCACUCAUUCACCUCGUCAAGACGGAAAGAGCUGCCACCGGGACGGCAUCAUGGAUCCUCUUUUGCCCUCAAUACUUGGGGAUGAUCCACAACUCAUGGCUUUGCCGGCCAUCCGGAUCUUCGAGCAGCCCAAGCAGAGGGGAAUGCGCUUCAGGUACAAGUGCGAGGGUCGCUCCGCCGGGAGCAUCCCCGGCGAGAGGAGCACUGACAACAACAGGACCUACCCCAGCCUGCAGAUCCUGAAUUACAGAGGUAAAGGAAUGGUGCGGGUUUACCUGGUUACGAAAAACGAGCCUUACCGACCACAUCCGCACGACCUGGUGGGGCGAGACUGCAGAGACGGUUUCUACGAGGCAGAGUUUGGACCGGACCGCAAAGUGAUAGCAUUCCAGAAUCUGGGCAUCCAGUGUGUGAGGAGGCGGGAAGUGAGAGACGCCAUCAAUCAGAGGAUCACCAGAGGGAUCAACCCCUUUAACGUGCCGCGGGAGCAGCUGCUGCAGACCGAGGAGUACGACCUGAACGUGGUGCGCCUCUGCAUCCAGGUGUACCUGCAGGAUGACAGCGGCCAAUACACCCAGCCUCUCAACCCCAUCGUCACAAACCCCAUCUACGACAACCGCGCCCCAAACACGGCGGAGCUGAGGAUUUGCCGGGUCAACCAGAACAGUGGAAGUGUUAAAGGAGGGGAUGAGAUCUUCCUGCUGUGUGACAAAGUACAGAAAGACGACAUAGAGGUGCGUUUCUUCUCUAGCGAUGGCUGGGAGGCCAGAGGCUCCUUCUCCCAGGCUGACGUCCAUCGGCAGGUGGCCAUCGUCUUCAAGACGCCGCCGUACCACAACACCUCCAUAACCGAGUCGGUCACAGUGCAGAUGCAGCUGCGCAGACCCUCUGAUCAGGAAGUCAGUGAACCCAUGGACUUCAGAUAUCUGCCUGACAACAAAGACCCCUAUGGCUACAACGAGAAGAAACGCAAACGAGAGUACUUGAUGAAGAUAUCAGGGUUGACAGGAGAUCCUUUUGCUGAUCUGGUGAUGAAGAGACCAAAGGCCGUGCCGCAGAGUGUUAUGCAUAAAGAUGCAGGCGGCAUGUACAGGCAGAGUGCAGUUCCAAUGCAGCAGCAGCCCAACAUGUUCAACCAGCCGUAUCAGCAAACCCCUUCAACUAAGAUGAUGCCCUCCAACAUCCAAAUGGGCAACCCAUGGAUGAAUCCCAGCCCGAGACCGUCGGUAGACACGGUCACCAUAAAUCCCUCAUCGUCCAUGGGUCUCCAUGCCAACAGAGGUCAGCAGCCACCAAACUGCGAGUCUGGUUACCGCCAAAGACUGGAGCACGGCGGCUGCGAGGGCAGCACCCUCCCUCAGUUGUCGGUGGGGGACCUGCAGUGCUUAGACACAGCCCCCCAGCAGUCGGCGAUGAGCCAGUCCGAGUCCCAACUGCUGUACCAGCAGCAGCAGCAGCUUCUGAGGGAGGAGCUCUCGUCUGAGACUCCGCCACAAAACCACAUGAGCAACCAAAACCAGGGUCUGCCGGUUAUGUGGCCCAACUUCAGCGCAGCUCAGAGCAACUUCAACGGGUCGGGACCUUCAGGCGGUUUUCCGUUCCUCCAAGGCAUGGAGGGGGAUGAUUUCCUGAAGGGCCUGGUUGGGGGGAUGUCGCAGACGGGCUUCCAGCUGAAGCAGGAGCCCCAAAUCGCAGUCGGACAAGACGUCAACUGCCCCACAAUGCAGAAUCCCAGGGAGAAUCAGGAGAACACCUACAUCAACCUGCUCCCCCGCGCCACCAGCAAUGGCGCCAUCAUGGAUCCAAGGAGGCGAGACGAUGUCAAAAACCUGCAGAAUCCCUACGCAAACAAUGGCGUGGCCUCUCAAGGCCACUACCGCACUUUAGGAGAUUGGUUCAAAGCCGCUCGGCAAAAUGACUAGAUGGGACUUUUGGGAAUCGAGUCAAAUCAGUUUAACCCUCCAAAGCAAAAAAUGUGCCUUGGUCCAUGCCAGCACUGUUGCCCCAGGCAACCAUUGGCGCGUGGACCUGCUGUUGGCAGUCAGAUGGACCCACAGCCCACACUGUGUUAAGGUGGUUCAAGCUUUAUUUUUCUGAAUUUAAGGAGGAACUUGCAGAGGAGAGCAUCCGCUUCGCCUAAUCCGAGUCACGUCGGGAGGUUUUUGAUGUUUCUCAGGAAUUUUUACCAAAGCAAAUUGUAUCUAGAGACAAAAAAUGUUUCUAUUGGUGGUUUGUUGCCUGCUGCCGCCUCUGCUGCAGUUAAGCGGUUAGUUUGGUCGAGUUGACUCAGCAGGUCCAAUUCAGCUCUGGAACAACCGAGACCAGACCUCAAGCUAAAGGCUUCAGAGGUACAGUCGCCUGAAUGUACUUACAGAUUUUGAGGUAAAUGUUUUGUGUAGGUGGUGCGAGGAGGAAAGGUUUCUCAAGAGCGAGGAUUUUUAUUUUUUUUUACAAAUAAAUGUUGAUUUAUUUGAUUUUUGUGUUGUUCAUUGCAUCAAAGGUCUUUGUUUUUGUGAACCUGCUAAAGAUGUCAGGUAAAGUGUGUGUUUUUUAUUAGUGCAUUUGUUGUUAAGUGCACUCUGUACAAACAUGUUAGCUGCAGUUGGAGUGAAGGCAGCAUCCAUGCUUAAACUCUCAAAAACUGCCAAAGUACGGAAAUUUCCAUUGAGGAAGUGGGAAGGACGGAUGCUGGGGCGUCUGUCCUUCGUAAUGACUAUGUCAUACCAGUGAUCUCGUCUGCUAUUUUUGACAGCUUUCUUAACUCGCGUUCAAUUAUUGUUUUUUUUCAGUUCUGUUCUUAUGAAAUCGUUUGUGCAUAGAUGAAUAGUGACCCACUUCUGAUGACGGACUUUAGUAAGACAACGUUGCUACUUUCUACUGAUUUUUGUUUUCUUCCUUGAUGCCUUACUCAGGCCUGAACUGAAAGUGUCUGUUUUGAUGCACCUUUUGUACAAUUUUCUAAUUUACAAGUUUUUACAAACUUUUUAUGAAUCAAUCUUCAAUAAAAAAAAAAAAAACUGUUUCUAAAGCUC
Molecule: messenger RNA, 3281 nt
Organism: Oryzias latipes (Japanese medaka)
Lineage: Eukaryota; Metazoa; Chordata; Actinopteri; Beloniformes; Adrianichthyidae
Gene: rel
Product: REL proto-oncogene, NF-kB subunit
Biological process (GO): response to cytokine; cellular response to stress; positive regulation of transcription by RNA polymerase II
Cellular component (GO): nucleus; cytoplasm
Molecular function (GO): RNA polymerase II cis-regulatory region sequence-specific DNA binding; DNA-binding transcription factor activity, RNA polymerase II-specific
Source: RefSeq, a predicted model, not a curated record